Molecule: messenger RNA, 1413 nt
Organism: Gamsiella multidivaricata
Lineage: Eukaryota; Fungi; Mortierellomycota; Mortierellomycetes; Mortierellales; Mortierellaceae
Exons: 2
Coding region: 1-1413 (470 amino acids)
Source: RefSeq, a predicted model, not a curated record
AUGAACAGACAAGUGCACUGCGAAUCCCUCUCACCACCACCACCGUCUUCUGAUGCUGGACGAGACCUCGAUCAACCCUCCAUUGUCUCUGCUUCGACAUCCCGAAAAGACACGUCGAAGUCAACCGCAUCCAAGGACCGAUUUACAAAAGAAGACUUUGACCGCGUUCUCUCCUGGCUCGAACAUAAGCCCAACUUUGACUUACUCCACAGAACUUCAGGACGGACGUCUGUUGGGAAGCCAUCAGGGACAGCAUCAAGCGGGUAUGCUACACUGGCAGCAUUAGUUUCGCGGCAUAGCAAAGGACGCCUGAACCUGACAGCGAGGGCAAUGCGGGAGCGGUUCCAGCGGCACAAAAACAAAUACAAAUCAGUCAAGGAUCUAUCGUCACGUACUGGCUUUGAGGUGACAGACGAGGACCGGAAGAAUGGUAUUUACACAAUGACGGGCAAGCUCGAAAGCCUGUGUGCUUGCUAUCAGAGGAUGGACAACUUGUUUGGACAGAAGCCGAACGUCCCCCCGUUGGUGGAGUUGACCAGGAGAAGGAAUAACAGGAGUCGGGGCCUUCCUGAUGCCGUCGUCGAGGACCAGGGCGUCAUCGCUCUUGAUAACUCUUUCAUCGACAACGACAACGACAACAGCAACGACGAUGGUAACAAUAGCAAUGACGACGUUAAUAGCGACUUGGAAAAUAACGAACCCAGCAGCGAAGAUAAUGAAGAACCUAGUAUCAACCCAACUGAUGUCUAUAACCUCGAUGACACCCUCGAUGACAUCCAAGUUUCAGCCUUCACCGACAAUGCAGACCAAGGUCUCUUGAGUGAGCCUGGUAUUGACGGAGCGUCUGCCGCUGCAGAUCCCCCACCUGCGCUGCAAGUGGGUAAAUCUCGCCCAUCAAAACGACAAGCAUUGGAUACAGAGUCAAACGUUUCUAGCAAGAAGUCCAGGGUCACAGACACGCGCAAGGCUCCACCCAAGGUGGAUCAUGGCCCCUCUCGGAAUACACGGAAUGGAUUCACCACUGCUUACCUGGAUUCAUCGACCUCUAAGCUUGAAGAAAUCGAGGAAAAGAAACUGGAGCAAGAGAAAGUCAGUGAUGCGAGACGGAUGAAACUCGAUCAAAAGCGUGUUGCGUUGGAAGAACGAAGGAUCGCACUGGAGAAGGAGCAGGCAGAAAAACAACGGGAGGCAGAGAAGGAGCUCUUGGGAAUCAGGCUUAAAUGGGAGAGAGAGAGUGAGGAGAAAAGGAUCGAACUGGAGGAGAAGAAGUUGUUGUGGGAGAAAGAAAAACUGAAGGCAGAAUCGGACUUUAAGUUCAUGAUGCAGAAGGCUAUGUUGGUGCAGUCAGCCAUGAGCAACGGGUUCAAACUGGAGGAUAUCAAGGCCAUCAUGGCCAUUAUUAAGGACAAGUAG